Molecule: messenger RNA, 3883 nt
Organism: Dermacentor albipictus
Lineage: Eukaryota; Metazoa; Arthropoda; Arachnida; Ixodida; Ixodidae
Gene: HBS1
Product: translation elongation factor EF-1alpha (GTPase) HBS1
Biological process (GO): translation
Molecular function (GO): GTPase activity; GTP binding
Source: RefSeq, a predicted model, not a curated record
UGUGUGCGGUCUGCUGAUUUUGUUGUGUGUGUGUGUUGUUCAGCCACCGAGGCAUGGCACGCUUGUUUGACGCCGUGUUCGAAGCCGCUCAAGCGUCAGUCACUCAGGGAUGUGAAACUACGCAUACGAAGGACCACCGCCUGCUCUUUUAGCGAACUGCCCCACGUGAAGGCGGGCGAGUGCACUGCAAGAUGUCUCGGCACCGAAAUGUCCGGACUAUGAAUUAUGAUGACGACUACGAAGGUUACUACGAUGUCUACGGCAGGUCCCAGGAAGAAGACUCGUGCAUAUCUCCGACCACAGAGGAGCAGUUCCUGUACAACAGAGACAAGCUUCAUUCCAUGUCGUCAUUCCUGUCUCCUGAAGUCCUCCAAGAGGAAAAUGAGGAGGACGAUGAAGAAGAGGAUGGAGCCCACAAGGCCGGCCCUCGGGAACCCGAACUCAGCCCCGUAGACGAAGUGAGGCUUUACGAGUGCAUUGAGAAAAUGCAGAAUGUGGUGGGCGACUCGAUCCCAGAGGCUACGCUUCGUCGAGUGGCGCUCGAGGGAGACUUCAAUGCAGAAGUGGCUCUUGACCGUCUUCUGCAAGAAACGGACAAGCCAAAGCCGCAGCGAGAGCCCCGGAAAAGAGAAUCGGACAGCGAUGACGACGACUCUUGUGUCAUUUCGCCGUCCGACACUGUGUUUGAUGGUGGUGGGGCGUCAGCGAUGGUCCCACUUAACUUGAGGACCGUUGUUGCGCACUUUGACGUGCCGUCAAAACCCCGAAGUGAUAGCACACGGAGGUUGGACGGUGGCGAACACGGGGUUAGAGCUGCCGUAGGGUGGGUGGAGCUGCCGACCACAGGGACAGAGUCGGCAGCACCUUCAAAGUUUGCGCUUGCUUCUUCUCCCUCCAUGUGUACAGUUGAAACCUUAGGUUGUGAAUUAAAACUGGGUGAUUUGCUCAAAUCUAGUGGGUCUGGGGAAACUCGUAGGACAGACAGCUUAUCGAAAGCUGCGCACAGUAUUAGUGGUUGUGACGGUGCAUUGCCUGUGCUUGCUCAUCUUGACUGUGAAACAGUACCUUCAUCAUCACUCACACAUGCUUCAAGCGCUACUUACGAUCUCAGUCCUAACCCUCAAAGUUGUGAUACAGACGCUGUUGAUGACUUUCUUGAAACACUGCUGCAAGAAGAAAAUGUGCCGAGUGUUACCUCGCAACGAAAACCUACGGUACAAGCAUCAGGUGGAGUGCCCGAUGAACUGGAUGUACUGUUAGGCAUGGUCUCGAGCUACAAGCCCAGUGCCGCCACCUCGACAGACACUUCAAGAGACGGAGGCCGUACUACUUCUGCGAGAGCCAGUCACGAAGCACUAUCUUUAGGCAAACGUACGAAAGAUCUGGUUGGAGACAGCUUAGAUGCACUUCUGGGAAUCGGUGCAGACUCUGCGGCUCCAGAACACGGUGGCAAAGGUGCGCCCAAGAUGGACUUCGACGACUUCCUCAUGUCGUUGAGAAGUGACAUUGGUGGCACAAGCGACUUAAAAGCUCAGGAUGAUGAUCUGGCACUGCUGCCCAUCGCAGAUAUUUUGUCUGUGGCUUCCAGUGACGACAAGGGCCCAGGGAAGUCUCCGCAGAAGUCGGACUCAAAGCAGCCCGCUUUGCUCAACCUCGGCGAGAUACUUGGCCUGAACAGGGAGCGCGCCCCUGAUUCAGCUGCUGAAAGUGGAGCCCUCAAGCUUGAUGACAUCCUGAAAGGUGCCACAGGAGGCCCAGUGGCCGCCGGACAAGAGAACUGCCCGUAUGGCAACAACGGAGAGAGCCCCGAGCCGAGUCCUCUGCACAGUGCAGCUGCCGUGGCGGUGAAAGAAGUGUCCCUCUUUGGCAAAGUGCUUGUGUACUUCCAUUUUGUCCGCCGACAGAAGUCCGUCUUUGAUCUCACGAGCUGGUUGAGGAAACUUGGUCUGCUGGAGCCAAGGCCUGGGGAAAAAUUGAGGACAGCGGCGUUUGGUUUCGGUGUGCCGUCACCAGACGACAUUGUGCGCGCGUGUCGGAAGCGAGCAGUGGAGGCAUCAGAACGGAAGCCGCUCACACCUCUCGAACAAGUUGGCGCACCUGUCAGAGCUGCUGGGGCCAACAAGGAGCUGCUGCCUGCUGUUGACCCGGCACUGAGGCAGACGUUUCCCAGGCAAUCUCAGCCUGACGUCGAGGACAGGCGGAGCAAGGCAUCAUCGGAAACUCUCAAGGUGCCGAGUACCACAAGCUCCAACCGGAGUUCUCCAGAUCUGGAUCGUAAGGAGCCCUCUCCAGAAGCUGCCGGCGACACCCAGCCGGCCGACGGUGCCACUCCCAAGACACCAAGGUCCAAGCCACCCAAGGACGUGGCUGCAGAAUAUGCCAAGGAGAGGGGAUCGACCAAGUCUCUCCUGAACCUGGUGGUCAUUGGACACGUAGACGCUGGCAAGAGCACGCUUAUGGGCCACCUCCUGUACAGGCUUGGCUGUGUACAGAAGAAGCAGAUGCACAAGUACGAGCAGGAGUCCAAAAAGCUAGGAAAGGCUUCAUUUAUGUAUGCGUGGGUAUUGGAUGAGACGUCAGAAGAGAGGAAUCGUGGGAUCACCAUGGACGUGGCUCAGGCGAAGUUUGAGACACCCAACAGAAGCAUUGUCCUCCUAGACGCGCCGGGUCAUCGGGACUUCAUCCCAAACAUGAUCACAGGUGCUGCCCAAGCGGACGUGGCCAUCCUGGUGGUCGAUGCUACACGGGGUGAAUUCGAAACUGGUUUUGAGACGGGAGGGCAGACAAGGGAGCACACCUUGCUCGUGCGGUCUCUAGGUGUGUCGCAGCUUGCGGUGGCCAUCAACAAGCUGGACAACGUGUCCUGGGAUGAGGGGCGGUACAACGAAAUCACGGCCAAGCUGCGCACCUUCCUGCGCCAGGCUGGCUAUCGGGAGUCCGACUUCACCUUUGUGCCUUGCAGCGGCCUGACGGGCGAGAAUUUGACCACCAAGCCCGAGUCCAGUUCACCGCUCACCAAGUGGUACACGGGACCCUGCCUCGUUGAUGUUAUCGAUAGCUUCAAGCCACCUGAGCGGCCCGUGUCGAAGCCGUUCCGGUUGUGUGUCAGCGAUGUCUUCAAGGGCCAGGGCUCUGGCUUCUGUGUGUCCGGUCGGAUAGACGCAGGCUGUGCGGCCAAUGGUGACAAAGUCCUUGUGAUGCCAGCAGCCGAGCAGGGAACUGUAAAAGGUAUCACCAUCGAUGAAUUACCGGUAACUCAGGCCUUUGCUGGAGACCAAGUGGCAUUGACUCUGGCCGGGGUCGACAUGAUCAAGGUCACAACAGGAAGCUUCCUCUGCGAUCCGACAGUCCCAAUCCGAGUGUCGACACGGUUCCAGGCACGCCUGGUGGUGUUCAACGUUGAGGUGCCCCUGACAAGAGGUUUCCCUGUCGUGCUUCACUACCAAAGCACCACGGAGCAGGCUUCCAUCCAUCGCAUCCUUUCGCAGCUGAACAAGGUCACCGGUGAAGUGGUGCGCAACAAGCCAAGGUGUUUAGUGAAGAACACAAGUGGCCUGGUUGAAAUCAAGGUGAGCCGUCCGAUAUGCGUGGAGCUUUACAAGGAGUUCAAAGAGCUUGGCCGCAUCACGCUUCGAUCAGGUGGCAGCACCGUGGCUGCUGGCGUUAUCACUGAGGUAAUGUAAUUGACGAGUGGCCAACGUUUACAGACAGUGAGGCCUGAUACAAAUGGACUUAUGACUUUAUAAGCAUGGAUGAUUUGCACAAUCUCUCUGAAGAAUGACACGACACUGGACAAAGGCUCGCGGACUCUACACUGAUGCAAGCUCUCUGCAGUUUUUUUUUUUGAACUUAAGGCAAUAAAAGAAAAGGGGGAUGCCUGAAA